Messenger RNA from Scomber scombrus (Atlantic mackerel), 3279 nucleotides. RefSeq names its product MTSS I-BAR domain containing 2a (gene mtss1la). Gene Ontology annotation, biological process: cell projection assembly; plasma membrane organization. Gene Ontology annotation, molecular function: phospholipid binding; actin binding. The record is from RefSeq and is a predicted model, not a curated record. Gene Ontology annotation, cellular component: cytoplasmic side of plasma membrane; actin cytoskeleton. NCBI's taxonomy places the organism in Eukaryota, Metazoa, Chordata, Actinopteri, Scombriformes, Scombridae. The coding region runs from base 505 to 2670 and encodes 721 amino acids. The transcript is spliced from 14 exons.
CAACGGAGCGCGUCCCCGUGCCUGAGACCUGCGACCGAUCCCGUCUCCCGUGGUGCCCCCUCCUCCUCAUCCUCCUCUUCCCUUUGCCUUCCUCUCAAGAAUUGUGAUCUCUCAUUUAUUUGUGUUUGACUCAACGCGGUGAUCAUGAGGACCCACAGUGCAUGUGCCAUUCACGUUUUCCGGCUGUAGUUCACCCGGCUCCAUCCCUCUUGUGCGUCCGAGAGGCGAGUAGUGGAGCAGCAGCAGCAGCAGCAGCAGCCCCCGGUGCCAUCGACCAGCACAUUUCUUCUUGUCUGUGCUCUCUGCAGGCUGCUGGCUGUGGGCUGUGUGGCUUCGCGUCCUCCCCGCUGCUGGCUACGUUGUUGUAGGAGAGGACAACGAAGGGCAGAUGAACAAAAACAAGGAUCUCAGAUGUUUGAUGCGUGAAAAGGCUUCAACAGUCGGAUAUCUCAUCUGAUUUUUGUCUUACCACGAGUCUUUUUUAUUUAUUUUGUUUUUGGCACCAUGGAGUCGGUGGAGAAGGAGUGUGGAGCGCUGGGUGGAUUAUUCCAGGCCAUCGUGAACGACAUGAAGAGCUCUUACCCUGUGUGGGAAGAUUUCAGUGCCAAGGCCACAAAACUGCAUUCUCAACUCAGGACCACAAUUCUGGCAGCAGUGGCCUUUCUAGAUGCCUUUCAGAAGGUGGCAGAUAUGGCGACCAACUCAAGAGGUGCCACCAGGGACAUCGGCUCAGCUCUGACAAGGAUGUGUAUGCGUCACCGCAGCAUUGAGACAAAAUUACGCCACUUCACCAAUGUUCUCAUGGAAGGCUUGGUAACGCCGCUCCAGGACAGGAUAGAGGAAUGGAAGAAGACAGCUAAUCAGCUGGACAAAGACCAUGCCAAAGAAUACAAGCGGUCUCGCCAGGAGAUCAAAAGGAAGUCGUUAGAUACCAUAAAGCUUCAGAAAAAAGCAAGAAAAGGCCGGGGUAACUUGCGCCCCCAGCUGGACAGUGCCAUGCAGGAUGUCAGCGAUUUGUACUUGCUGAUGGAGGAGACGGAGAAACAGGCAGUACGCAGAACCCUCCUGGAAGAGAGGGGACGUUAUUGUACAUUCAUCAACUUGCUGCAGCCAGUGGUGAAUGUAGAGAUCGCCAUGCUGGGAGAGAUAACACAUUUACAGGCCAUUGUUGAUGACCUCACUGUGCUGACUGAAGACCCUCACAAACUUCCACCAGCCAGUGAGCAGGUGAUACGGGACUUGAAAGGCUCUGAUUACAGCUGGUCCUACCAGACACCUCCCUCUUCCCCCAGCAGCACCGGCUCCAGGAAGAGCAGCAUGUGCAGCCUUCUUCAGAUGCCCUCUGCAGGAGCCCAUCGGCUCAGCAGCGUCUCCUCCCACGACUCUGGCUUUGUCUCCCAGGACGCCAACACUCACUCUAAGCCUCCAUCACCCAUGCCCUCUGACAUCACCAGCCAGAAAUCAACAAGCUCAGCCUCCUCUGAGGCUUCAGAAACCUGCCAGUCUGUCAGCGAGUGCAACUCUCCCACAGCGGACUGGGCCAAAUCAAGUUCCUGUGAGCCGUCGUUGGCGAACACUCUGCAGCGUAGGAGGGAGUCUGUGGAUAAGAUGAGAGAACUGGAAGCUCCACCCAGUCCACUUGGGUAUUCUGGGAUGCAGCCAGAUGAUCCACACCGAGGAAGAAUUGGCCCAGUAACCAUUGGAGCCAAGCAUGGCGAGCCACUCUCUCCAGCAGCCAGCACUCUGGCUAUGGUUCUGACCAGAGGCCUCAGUAUGGAGCAGCAGAAGAGCAGCAGAGACUCCCUGCAGUACUCCAGCGGCUACAGCACCCAGACCAACACACCCUCCUGCUCUGAGGACACUAUACCCUCACAAGGUUCUGAUUAUGAGUGCUACUCUCUUAAUGGGGAUGCUGACAGUGAAGGGCAGGCAGACUUUGAUAAGUCCUCCACCAUCCCACGCCACAGUAACAUUGCUCAGAGCUACAGGCGCAUGAUCCAAACCAAGAGGCCUGCAAGCACAGCAGGCCUGCCAGCAGGUAAAACUCAGAACGGUGCCGGGGGAAACAGCUCAGGAGCAAUUACCUCUGGAACGGCCACCAUUCGCCGAACACCAUCCUCUAAAACUGGGGUGAGACGCACGCCAUCGACAUCUGGCCCCAUUCCCAUUCGCCCUCCCAUUGUGCCAGUUAAAACCCCCACAGUGCCGGACUCUCCAGGGUACGCCAGCCCGUCCCAGUAUCGUGUCGGCAGCGAGGAGUUUCUGUAUGGUGAUGACCCAUCUGCUAGUGACUACAUGAGGGCUUCUCCAAAGCGAAUGAGUCUCCCUGACACAGCUUGGGGAUGUGGAGAAGGAGUGGCGGACAGGACUGUUUAUGCCCAGCAGGCCCCCGGCAUGGCCGCCCACAGUGCGGAGGAGGACCCGCUGCUGGCUGCCAACCGCCACAGCUUGGUGGAGAAGAUAGGAGAGCUGGCAGCCAGUGCCCAUGCCCUCGGCGAGGGUCAGUUCCCCUUCCCCAGCUCACUACCAGGGGAUACAGCUCAAUACGUGCCCCAGGAGCUGUCCUCUGCGACCCAGGAGGGAGUGGAUAUGCUGGUGUCUAUACGCCGGGGGGUGAGGCUCCGCAAGACAGUGACUGACGACAGGUCGGCUCCCAGGAUCCUGUGGUAGCUGAGGGAGAAGUAGGCUGUGAAGAAGCAGCUGUGGUGCCCUUAUUUACAAACUGAAGCUUUGUAGACAAAUGCAACAGCACUCAUGUAAUACAUGAACUAAGGCACAAAUAACAAAGAGGAUGUAACAUGUGGUGAAUGAAGGCCAGUUGACAGAGUAAUGAUUGACUAUGGACAAUGUCAAGUCAUUUCAUGUCAUGUACGUAUUGCGUACGUAAAAAGUAAUCCAUAUUUUUUGGUUUUUAAUUCUUCUUUUUUGUUUUGUUUUUGUCUGUGGGCUUAGUGGCUGUGCAUCUCUGCUCCCUUUGUGACCAGUUGUUUCAGCCAAGUUUGUCCCUUUUUAGACCCAGUGAUUACAAAUCACUCCUGUAGGGAUCAAUUGCUCUGCGUCUCAGUUCUCGCUCUUAUGAUUAUUAUAAUAUUGUGCAUUUCUUAAUUAACAAGCCACCUGUCAGUGGAACAUAAUGGGUGUGGAAAGUGCUCUGUGAGCCUGUUUGUAUGUUGUGUUUUUCAUCAUUACUGUAAAAGUAACGUAUUACCAUUUUGUUUCAUAAGCUGAGCAGCAGCUGUGUAAGUCAUGUAAAAUAGAAGCAAUAUGGCAGUGUUUUUA